This is a messenger RNA of Dentiscutata heterogama, 1023 nucleotides long. The record is from the annotation of a GenBank genome assembly. Lineage: Eukaryota; Fungi; Glomeromycota; Glomeromycetes; Diversisporales; Gigasporaceae.
AUGGCAACUAGACUUACAAGUAGGUUACUAAAUAUCAGAGACUUUAAAUCAAUUCUUAAGGCUGGUCCACGAGAUUUCCUAAGAGGCCCAACAAAUGCUAAAAACGCGAUUGAAAGGAUAAGGAAUAAGAAAAUAAAACAAGAAAGACUUUUAGCUAAACAACAAGCAAAGGACGUUAAAACUAGAAAUAUAGUGCUUAGCAAUUUAACACGAGGAAAAGCUGCUGGUGAUCAUGAGAAAAUAAAAUCGACUCAAAAAUCAAAGGACAAACCACUUUCAAAAUAUUUAGAGUUUUUAAUAAAAAAAAAUGCUUCUGAAGAAUAUCCGCCCAUCACUCCUCGUUUAAUAGAAAACCCUCAAACCUACUUUGAUCAUGUAAAUAAUCAAAAUGGUUUACAUCAUGGGUCCAAACUAAGUAGACGAGCAUUUUUAUUAAACAUGAUAAAUAAACGAAAUCGUCCUCCUGCAUUAAAUAAUGGGUCACAUUCGUCUAGUCAGAAAGAGGUUAAGAGAAUGAAAUCUAUAGAUUUAGAAAAGCUUUGGGAAAAUGAAAAUGCAUUUCCGAAAGAUUAUGAUCCAGAUUGGAGAGAUCGUGAAAAUCUUCCGAAUUGGUUGAAACAUAAAUAUGCAAUUCAAGAGAGAACAAUGUUUCAUAAAUGGUGUCCGAAAAAAAGAGUUUCUAGGGAAAUUAUGGACAAGAUUCGAUUGUUGUAUCAUCAGUCUCCGGAAGAAAACACUCCAAAAAAAUUAUCUCAACAAUUUAAAAUUUCACCUGAAUCAAUUCGUCGUAUCCUUCAUUCAAAAUUCGUUCCCACAGCUGAAAUAAUGACACGACAAAAUCAAAAAAUAUUAGAAAACUUUUUAAAAUUUAAAGCUGAAACGAAGGCUAAAUGGAAAGAAGAAAAGAAAUUGAUGAAGCUGAAAAAGAAAAAACGGUCAAAAGAUAUUUUUCUCACAAUUGAAAAACCUAAGCAAAAAAGAGAUAGGUUUUUAAAGGUGUUGAAAGCUGUUCAUAAAAGGUAG